AUGUUCAGAAAUCUACGACAAUAGUAUCAAAAGGAUCUUGAUUACCAUUUUAUGAAACAAUUUAAUAAAUCCUCUAUCAAUUUAAGAUGUGAAAACCACAAAUCUCCUUUUGCUAUUAAAAAAUACUUGUCCAAAGUUAAUAUAGCAUUUUAAUCUUAAUUAAACGAGCUAUCUCAAUGCAAUGAUAAAAUAUCUAAAUUCUCUAAGUAUUCAUCACAUUAUUAAUAUAGAAUCAAUUAUUAUGUAAGAUCUAGAAGUUCUUAAAAUACUUAUGAAGGUUAUCUCAAUUAAAGAGAUUAAUAAAUUCUUCUAUCCUUACCUUUUCAUUCUAUCAAAAUGCAUUAGAGGGAAGGUAUAAAAAAACUAUGGAGAAAAUAUAUAUUUCUUGUCAUUUUUCUAUUGAGAUAUAAAAAACAUCAAUAAGAACAAUUCAAAUUAAAUCUCUAAACUAAACAUCUUUAAUUAGGAACUCCUAAGAUUCUUAUUGAUACAACAAAAAAGAGAAGAAGAAAUGCUGGCAGUUAGUUUAAAUUAUCUACAUUUGCUGAAUAUAUUGAUAAUUAAGAUAAUAAACAAGAAUCAAAAACUAAAAGAAUAGAAGAUGAAAAAUUUAAGAAAAGUCCAGUUUAUUAAUCAUUUAAAUAUAAUGAUGUAAGAAUUUGCAGAUUGCUCAGAUUACGUAAUAAUAGUGUUCGAACAUCAAAUGCAGAAUCCCCAUUAAAAAUUAAUUAAUAAGUACCUAAAAAUAAUAAAUUGCCACCUUUAUAAUAAAUCGAUAAAAGAAUGUAAAGAGUUUAUUCGAAUUUCGGUAAGUGAUC
Paramecium pentaurelia is the source of this 818-nucleotide messenger RNA. The record is from the annotation of a GenBank genome assembly. NCBI's taxonomy places the organism in Eukaryota, Ciliophora, Oligohymenophorea, Peniculida, Parameciidae.